Messenger RNA from Solenopsis invicta (red fire ant), 2360 nucleotides. RefSeq lists its product as uncharacterized. The record is from RefSeq and is a predicted model, not a curated record. Lineage: Eukaryota; Metazoa; Arthropoda; Insecta; Hymenoptera; Formicidae. The transcript has a single exon. Bases 1276 to 1908 code for a protein of 210 amino acids.
GAAUUCAAUAAAAAGUUUACUGAAAUUAAAAAUAAUAGUGUUCAGUCGGUAUCUCCAGCAUCGCCUUAAGGAAAUCCCCGUCAGGCCACGCGCGCUGCUUAAAAGCGCUGAUAUUGCGGUAUAACAAUGCGAAGCACACUACUAACAGAUUGAAAUUUACUCAAUACAGAUGUGUAAAUAUAUUAUGGUCAUCGUUUUUUAUUGCAGUAGAAGAUAUUUAUGUUUAGAACGAAAUGCUUAAAGACAUUCAUUCGACACGUUAUGUGCCAAGUUUGUUUUGUCUUGUUUAUUGUUCGGCCCGCUAGAUAAGAUUUCAUCGAAAUCGGCUCGCGGCCGGGGUUCUGUUUACAAACAAGUAAUACAAACAUUUUAGAAAUGUUUCACGUGAUACAUUUUAGAAAUUUUUUACGUUUACAUUCAUUUAGUUCUUUGCAGUUCUUGGUCCAGUGCAGACAAAAAACUAUUUUUAGUCUUGAAAAUAAAACUAUUAGUCGAAGAGUGUGAAACCGAUAGCAGUGAAAUUAUUUUUGCUAAAAAACGGUCUAGAGUGGAUGUAUUUUUAUCAUCUGAAGAAGAGGAGAAAAAUGUUGGAGAAUGGCAUGAUCCGAGGGGUAAUCAGUCAAACAUUGUUCUUUUUACAAAUCCUUCUGGGUUUGUAAGUAAAAAUUUGCAUAUAAGAUCAGAUAUAGCGAUAGAAACCUGCUAUGAAUUAUUUGUGCCGGAUAAAUUGUUUGAGGAAAUUGCCAAAUAAACAAACUUAUAUGCAUCACAACAAUUAGAAGGUGGAUGCACGCAGCGCUUGGCAAAGUGGACAGUGACAAAUAAAAGUGAAGUAAAAAGAUUUUUUGGAUUAAUUUUAUAGAUGGGAUUGGUGAAACUACCAGCCAUAUAUUUAUAAUGAUCCCAUGAUCCUGUGUAUAUGCAAACGCAAAAAAUCAUGUCCAGAAACAGAUUUGAACUAUUAUUGAAAAUGCCACAUUUUGCAGAUAACAGAAACAGUUAUGGUUCCAAUCGUUUUUUCAAAAUAAAACCAGUUAUAGACACUUUGGUAAUAAAUUUUAAAAAAUAUUACAAUCCAAUCGAGGACAUAUGUAUUGAUGAAUUCUUGAUUCCGUUUUGUGGCCGCAUUAUAUUUAGAUAACAUUUAAAACAAAAGUGCCAUAAAUAUGGAAUCAAAAUAUUUAAGUUGUGCUGUGGAUCGGGUUAUAUGUGUGCUCUUCGUGUAUAUACAGGAAAAACUUUAGAAAAGAAAAUUCUGUGUCCAAUAAAAUUGUAAUGUUUUUUUGCAGAGAUUUAUUCGAUAAGGGACACACGCUAUACACUAACAACUGGUACACAAGCUUGGAAUUAGCGGAAAAAUUAAUCAUUAAAAAUAUUUAUUUAGUAGGAUCAUUACGUUUAAAUCGACGAGAAAAUCUGCAGCAAGUAAUAUCAAAAAAAUUAAAACGGAAAAAAAUCAUUGCAAAAGAAAAUGAACAAGAAAUAACCAUUUUUAAAUGGAAAGAUAAGCGGGACAACCUAGUUCUAUUGACAAAACAUUUAUCAGAAAUGGUGAAUGUUGAAUGUCGAUCAGAAUACAAGUUAAAACCUCAAAUUAUAGUCGACUAUAACAGAGGAAAGUCAGCUGUUGACUUAUCCGACCAAAUGAAUGCCUACAAUAAUUCACUACACAGGUCCAUGAAAUGGUACAGAAAGCUAACCUUUGAACUGUUAUUGAAUACUACAGUUCUAAAUAGUUACAUUUUACAUAAAGAUAUCAAGAAAAAUAUCAGUAUUACUGAAUUCCGGAAAAAAUUAGCAGUACAUCUUACAAAUUUUCGAGAAAAACGUUUCGACUCGACAGUAUUGCAACAACUUCUAAAAAGCAACGACACGAAUAUCAAAAACAACCUGGAAAAGUCUCUGUAGUGCGAAAAUAUUGUAAAUCAUAUUAUGAAAAAAAUGCGACACAAUUUGGUAGAGCAAUAGCCAGAAAAAUGACUAAACAAGUUGUCACAUUUUGUGAUAGCUGCAAAGGACAACCGUUUUUAUGUUUACCAUGUUUCAAUAAAAAUCCAUUAAAAUGCAUUAAUAAUAUAAUUCUGUAAUAAAUAAAAAUUAAGUAAAUUUUAAAUAAAUUUUUAGUAAUUACUUAAAACAAUGUAAAUUUGUUAAUUUUAUAUCACAUUUUACACUAGCAGUCACCGGUGACUGACGCAGCCUGAACGAAAAGUUAGUGUCAGUCAAUGGUGACUGACGCAGUCUAAACGGAAAAUUCAGUGUCAGUCACCGAUGACUGACGUAGCACUCAGCGUGUUAAUUGUUUUAAAAACUAGAAAUUUAAAAUACUGUUAAUAUUAUUUCCAAUUAAAUUUCCAAUU